Peromyscus eremicus (cactus mouse) is the source of this 2628-nucleotide messenger RNA. RefSeq names its product putative POTE ankyrin domain family member M. The coding region runs from base 172 to 2442 and encodes 756 amino acids. Gene Ontology annotation, molecular function: protein binding. The record is from RefSeq and is a predicted model, not a curated record. The transcript has 29 exons. NCBI's taxonomy places the organism in Eukaryota, Metazoa, Chordata, Mammalia, Rodentia, Cricetidae.
CUUAGCAACGACUGUUCUAUAACUGGAUGCUUCAGUUUUACUGGUCAAACCAUAGCCUCGCACUUGUGAGAGUCGCAGAGUUAGGCUCUGGUUGUUAGACAGUCAGUGGUUAAAAGUUCAUCAUUUCCUAAAAUUACUUAGUGUUGAGUUGAUAGAAAGGUGGUGACAGCUAUGUUGUCCACCCCGAGGAAGCUCUUCUGCUUUAAGAAGGAGCCGAAAACCCCCUUGGGCUUUUGUGAUGGCCCAAGCAGGGCAACGGGAUACUUGUCCUGCUUUCACUGUGGAACUGAAGACAGGUACUGCCAGCCUUAUGACCCUGAAAACGAAUUUCAUGAGGCAGUAUGCAUGGGAAAGCUCAAAGUGGUGGUGCAUCUCCUCAGGAAGAAGCAAUUUCAUGUGAACGAUGAGGAUGAAGGGAAACGAACUGCGCUCCACUUUGCCUGUUUCUAUGGGCAUAUCGAUCUGGUUUGUUUUCUGAUAUUUAAGGACUGUGAGAUAAAUGCCCUUGAUAAUCAAAUGUCCACACCACUAAUGAAGGCUGUACAGAGCUGGGAGAUGGAGAUCGUGUCUGUCCUACUUGAUCAUGGAGCAGAUCCCAAUAUCAAAGACUGCAACGGAGAAGCAGCGAUCCACCAUGCAGUGUAUGUAGACAGGCCAGAUAUUGCCAGCAGUCUUCUUGAAUUUGGGGGAAACAUUGAAGAUACUACAAAAGAUGGGUUGACCCCUCUGCUGCUAGCACUCCGAGAAAGGAAACCCCGCAUGGCAGCAUACCUAAUCACACACGGUGCGAAUCUUCACGCAUCUGAUCAAUAUCUAAGAACAACACUCAUGUAUGCUGUUAGAUGGGAUUGUGAAAAUAUGGUUGAAAUUUUACUGAAGAAAGGUGUUGAUCACCAGUUAAAGGACACAUUUGGAUGGAGUGCUCUUUAUUAUGCCAUUAUGGGGAAACGCAAAACAAAAAUGGUGAUUAUUCAGCACGAGUUACUUCUCUGGAAACAACAAAAUACCUUCACACGAAAUCAGCCUGAAGAUGUCUUUUCAUCAGGACAUCACUUUGAAUCUGAGUCACUGAUUUCCGUGUGUACAGGAAUGGAGGACACAGCUAAUUUGAAAACUCAGCAAGAUAUUCCUGAGAAUAGUCUGAAAAGUGGUGCGGAUGACUUACCAAUAGCUUCCAAACAAUAUGAAAAUGUAGAAGAACAAGAAGAAGAACUAGAAUUAGAAACAAUACCGGAUUUAGAACUGGAAAAUGCAAAUGUUUGUCAUAAGAAUGAAGACUAUCAAAAAUUGAAAGCUGCCCAGUCAUCCAACGUAGGAAAUGGUCCAGAAGAAAAUGAAAUAAUUCAAGUUUGGGCUGAAAAAUGUCCGCAUCCAGAGCUGAGGGAUUUUUGUCAUCUAGUCUCCAGAUCCAAGCCUGAAACACAGCAAUCUCAAACAGUUUGGGCUGAAAAAUGUCCACACCCAGAGCAGAGGGAUUAUUCUCAUCGAAUUUCCAAACCCAAGUCUGAAACACAGCGAUCUCAAUCAGUGUGGGCUGAAAAAUGUCCUCACCCAGAGCAGAGGGAUUAUUCUCAUCGAAUUUCCAAACCCAAGUCUGAAACACAGCAAUCUCAAGCAGUGUGGGCUGAAAAAUGUCCUCACCCAGAGCUGAGGGAUUAUUCACAUCCAAUCUCCAAACCUGAGUCUCUACCACACCAAUCUCAACCAGAUAUAAUAUUUUCAGAAGAACUAGAAGAAGAAAUAACAGAAUUUAAAGUGGAAAAUGAGAGAAGUUUUGAUAAGAGUGCAGAAAAUCAAGAAUUUAGUGUGUCUGACCCUAAUGGACCACAGAAAUCUUCCACAAAAGCUCCCGACUCAUCCAAUAUGGACAAUGAUGCAGAAAAGAAUGUAAUAAUGCAUCAGGAGAGAACAUCUGUCAUGGAAGACCAAGAACAUGCCUCAGAAGAGCAGAGGCAGCACAGUGCAAGAAAAACUAAGCGGCCAUUUAGUGUGUCUGACCCUAAUGGACCACAGAAAUCUUCCACAAAAGCUCCCGACUCAUCCAAUAUGGACAAUGAUGCAGAAAAGAAUGUAAUAAUGCAUCAGGAGAGAACAUCUGUCAUGGAAGACCAAGAACAUGCCUCAGAAGAGCAGAGGCAGCACAGUGCAAGAAAAACUAAGCGGCCAUUUAGUGUGUCUGACCCUAAUGGACCACAGAAAUCUUCCACAAAAGCUCCCGACUCAUCCAAUAUGGACAAUGAUGCAGAAAAGAAUGUAAUAAUGCAUCAGGAGAGAACAUCUGUCAUGGAAGACCAAGAACAUGCCUCAGAAGAGCAGAGGCAGCACAGUGCAAGAAAAACUAAGCGGCCAUUUCAUCCAUCAUGGAAGACCAAGAGCAUACCUCAGAAGAGCAGAGGCCGCACAGUGCUAGAAAAACUAAGCGACCAUUUAUUGAUGCUAUAAGAGCAUGCUUUUGUGCAUGUUUCACCAAAAAACGGAUCUCUUCUUCCCACUACAAGAAAUAGAAGAGAAAACAUAAAAAAGUGAUGAACUUGGACAAGCCUACGACAAUUGCCUGACAACUUCUCCGACCAUCCACAAUAAGACAACUCAGGAGAAAAUCUGUCUCUUCUCCAAUAAUUGCUUCGA